Asterias rubens (European starfish) is the source of this 3060-nucleotide messenger RNA. RefSeq names its product zinc finger protein OZF-like. Lineage: Eukaryota; Metazoa; Echinodermata; Asteroidea; Forcipulatida; Asteriidae. Gene Ontology annotation, biological process: regulation of transcription by RNA polymerase II. Gene Ontology annotation, molecular function: DNA-binding transcription factor activity; RNA polymerase II cis-regulatory region sequence-specific DNA binding. Bases 1245 to 2468 code for a protein of 407 amino acids. The transcript has 2 exons. The record is from RefSeq and is a predicted model, not a curated record.
UAAAUCUCCAUGGCCCAUAUUUCAUAAAACUGGAAGCACUUUUUAACACUUCAGUGAGUAUUGUACCAGCCAACAAUUGAGGUGUGCAUUAUUGUCACUGGUGCCAGCCCGGCCCCACUCAACAUUUGCUUAGCAAGAUUUUCAAGCUAAUUUCUGCUAAACAUGAAACGGCCUUAUGAAAUGGGGCCCCGGUGGUGGCGCCUUGGGACUGGUAGAAAGGCAGACUUGGCAAUUUAAUUAUCUACAUUCAAUGUCAUUGGUAUCUUUUAGCAUUUAGCUGAGCGUUCUAUUUUUUCACAUAAUAUUAACCGGUAAUAACCAGGCAUAGGAUUAUCGUUCCGCAGUGUAAUACCUUAUUAGGGAGUCCCUGUAUGCUCCCUAUUAUUGCAAAAGUGUGCAGGACGAAAUUUGUACAUAAUAGUUUCUAGAAAUUGUUUCAUAAAACAGCCGUAAAACGGGCUUUCAUAAACAGCCGUAAAACGAGUCUGGUACCUCUUUUCGAGGUAUUCGGUCUCGCUUCACGUCGAAUGCAAAAUGUUGGGACAGGUAGUCGAUCCCUUGAAUGUUUAACAUUGAGAAGGAAAGCAACUGAGUUGAACCUACAAUAUGAGUUCGUUUGUAUGACCUCUGACAUUUUCUCCCCCCCCCCACCCCGAGCACAAACAAAAUGAUCGUAGCUUCUAUCAUCAGUACUCUGCAUGUAGGCCUAUGAUAUGAGGUACAUCCAAAGAAGACAUGUAUGUGGAGCAACCAAUGUUUAGAAAAAGGUGAGCUGGAAAAACAUCAAGCUACCCAUACUGGAAGUCAUUGGAUGAAUUUGUGUGCAAUGUUGGUAAUCAAAUACAGGGUCUGACAUCAAAGAAAAACCAUGCUAUGUUGGUAACACCUUUCAAUUAGGUUAAACCGACAUCACCGUGUCCUCACUGGAGAAGGAGCAAUAGUUUGUGACAGUUGCAGACAUCUUUAAAGCAAAUUUUGACUGACCAUAACUGAACCCACAGUAAAGGAGAAACUAUCUACUUAUGGUUUUUUGGAGAAGAAGAAACUGUCCUUUAAGUGACCAUAUCCAAGUGUGUCAUUCGUUGGCAUAUUUGGCAACGAAGUACUGUGCAUCAUGCAAAUAAUUCUGGACUUUUGAAAUAUUUCUUGGGGGAGCAUAACUGCAAGAUUUAUUUUUCAAUUACUUAUUUUUGUAAAUAGUAAACAAUCAUACCAGUAAACGUUAAAAUUGUCUAUUUACCAAUAUGAAUUCUGAAAGUAACCAAAUUGAAUUUGUCUGUGACUUGAGUCACCAACGAGUCCACACUGACACAAAACCAUUUCUUUGUGACUUAUGUGGAAAAGCCUUCCCACAAAAACUCCUCCUGGUCGAGCACAAGUGUGUCCACACUGGAGAGCACACUGGAGAAAGGCCAUUUGUUUGUGACAUUUGUGGAAAAGCAUUUUCAAAAAAAACCUGCCUGACAAUUCAUAUGUGUGUCCACACUGGAGAGAAACCAUUUGCUUGUGACAUUUGUGGAAUUUCUUUUUCUCAAAAAUUCCGUGUAAGGUGGCACCAGAGAGUGCACACUGGAGAAAAACCAUUUGUUUGUGAUAUUUGUGGAAAAGCAUUUUCUCAAAGUGGCUCUCUGAAUCGUCACCAGAAAGUACACACUGGAGAGAAACCAUUUGUUUGUGACAUUUGCGGAAAAGCAUGUGCUCUUAAAGCCAAUUUAAUAAGUCACAAAAGACUCCACAAUGAUGAGAAACCAUUCAUUUGUGACUUUUGUGGAAAAGUCUUGAAAUCACGAACGAAAUUUGACAAACACACAUGUGUCCAAGCUGUAGAGAAACCAUUUGCUUGUGAUAUCUGCGGAAAAGCGUUUUCUCGAAAAAACAGUCUGAAUCUUCACCAAAGAGUACACACUGGAGAGAAACCAUUUGUUUGUGACAUUUGCGGAAAAGCAUGUGCUCUUAAAGGCAAUUUAAAAAGUCACCAAAGACUCCACACUGGAGAGAAACCAUUCAUUUGUGACUUUUGUGGAAAGUGUUUUGCUCAGAAGUACGCUCUUAAGAGUCAUCGCCAAACUCACGUUGAGGAAAAAACUCACAGGGAGAAACCAUUUGUUUGUGAUAAUUGUGGAAAAGUCUUGAAAUCACAAAAGAAAUUUGACAAACACAAAUGUGUCCACUCUGCUGUAGAGAAACCAUUUGCUUGUGACAUUUGUGGAAUUUCUUUUUCUCAAAAAUUCCGUGUAAGGUGGCACCAGAGAGUGCACACUGGAGAAAAACCAUUUGUUUGUGAUGUUUGUGGAAAAGCAUUUUCUCAAAGUGGCUCUCUCAAUCGUCACAAAAGACUCCACAAUGAUGAUAAACCAUUCAUUUGUGAUUUUUGUGGAAAGUGUUUUGCUCAUAAGUACAAUCUCAAGUGCCAUCACCAAACUCACGUUGAGGAAAAAACUCACAGAGAGAAACCAUUUUUUUGGUGAUAUUUGUGGAAAAGUCUUGAAAUCUAAAAAGAAAUUUUACAAACACAAAUGUGUCCACCCUGUCGGGAGCCAUUUGUUUGUGACGAAGUUUCAGAGAAGCAGUUUAAGUAUUCACCAACUAUUCCACAUUUUUAGGAAACCAUUUGGUUUGAGAUAUUUUGUGGAAAAACUUUCUCACACAACAUUCAGCGGGUCCACACUGGAUGGAAAUGGACUAUGAGCUAACCCUCAUUCAGCUCAUAGACAGGCAUUUUUGUUAUUGACUAACGCUUGCCUGGCGGUCGGGGAACCAUACAUACGAAAAAAAUCAAGCUGCUACAUCAAUGGAUGAUGUCAUCGUCAGCCAAUCACCGUGCAGGAAAACCAUGCCGUUUAAUGGUUGAUUUCUUUCGUAACAUUGGUUUUGGAUUACCGUUGAAAAUCGCUGUAUCCUGACUGGACUAGGUACGAUCCGGUCUUGCAUUUACAGGAAGAAUAUUAAAUAAUCUAUCCAUGUAUACUAUUUUUUGACUGUUGCUGACAUUCAUAACGGGAUAAUCUGUCGUGUUUUUGUGACUUGUUUUCUUUCUUUUUGAAGCAAUUUGUUACGUAC